CAGUACAAUAGUCAACAUAAACGUCUGAACUUUGUUCAUGCUUUGUACAAGCUUGUAUCACACCGUUCUAUGUGCAAGCUUGUAUCACACCGUUCUCUGUGCAAGCUUGUAUCACACCGUUCUCUGUGCAAGCUUGUAUCACACCGUUCUCUGUGCAUUCAAUCUGUAUACUUGUUUAUGAUAACACUGUUCCACAUGAGUCCAUCGGCAAACCAGUUGGAAUUCUUUUGAAAAAAUGGCAAAGUUCGGAGAAGAGGAGACUGCGGGACAGUUUUCCAAUCGCCUCUCCGGAAUCGUAGAGGGUGGAUUGACGUCGCUCUCCAUCGCCUUCGGGGUCAAAACAGGUCUUUUCGACAUCCUCGUCGAGCACCAUCACACACCGAUGACAUCACAAGAAUUGGCAGAUGCAGGAGGUUUUAAAGAAAGGUACGUCCGUGAAUGGCUAGGAGCGGUGGCAGGAGCACGCAUCGUCCAUCUCGACCCCGUAACGGAACGUUACCACAUCCCAGCUCAACUCCUCGAUGUCUUCAAAAAAGGCACCCCUCAGAACCAUCUCGUCCUAGCUACCAAGGCGGUGCCCUUCCUCAGUGAGGUCUUCAACGAUAUGCGGGAGGUGGUCAAGAAGGAAGGUCCAUUAGGUCUUCCAUUUUCCAAGGCCAAGUCUUUCACUGAGUUUGAAGAUGACUUCUCACGACUGUGGUACGAGAAUGAGUUUCGUCAAGAGUUCAUCCCAUCGAUUCCUUCGCUUCACACAAAACUAGACAAGGGCAUCAGUAUGUUGGAUGUAGGGUGCGGCCACGGAGCAGGUAUUCUAAAUUUAGCCGAGCACUACCCUCGCAGUCGCUUCGUCGGCAUCGAAAUCGGAGAGGAUAGCGUCAAAUCAGCUCGUGACUUGGCCAACGUCAAGAACCUGACGAACGUUGAGUUCCACUGCAUCGAUGCAACGACCUUGCCUAAGGACUGGGCCAAUACCUUCGACUACGUGUUCUUCCAUAAUGUCAUCCACGACUUAGCGCGUCCGGAUUUGGUUUUGAAGGAAGUCAAAGAGGUAAUGAAACCAGAGGCACUUAUGUCUGUUCUUGAGAUCAAUGCAAGCUCGAAGCAAGCAAACAACAUUGAUAGUCAAGGAGGUUCUGAGUUGUAUACCUUCAGUCUGUUUCAUUGUCUACCUGUGUCGUGUAAUACCCCUGGAAGUCUAGGACUUGGAACGGCCUGGGGGAAGGAGGCAGCGACGGAGUUCUUUAAGGAACAGGGCUUUACGAUUAAAUCAAUAACUGAAUUACCAAAACUCCAUUUUCUGUGCACUGUAUCGACAGAGUCCCUUAAAGGCCAAUGAUCAUCCAUUGUGCCAUCACGUGUUUUGUAGGAGCCAGAUUUUUUUCAACCGGGCUGCCGCGAGAAAAAUUAGUUAAAGAUCCAUGUUAGAUCCAUUUUGAAAUAAAUCUUAAUUUCGUGAAAACAAAAUACAUAGUUACCCCUUUUUUUCUCUGAACAGAAGAUCCAAUGUUUAUAAUAAUAAAGAUAAUCUGGCGGUGCGCUCGGGUGCAAUUAACUCCCGAUUUCGUUUUGAUUUGACCUUGCUUUUCUAUUGAAUAAACACGUUGUUUACGUGAAACCGCUGGGAAAGUGUCGCAGCAAACCUGCCAUAACUUUGGCAUAUGACAAUGAAUCUUAAAGAUCUUUACAUUUUU
Molecule: messenger RNA, 1691 nt
Organism: Strongylocentrotus purpuratus (purple sea urchin)
Lineage: Eukaryota; Metazoa; Echinodermata; Echinoidea; Camarodonta; Strongylocentrotidae
Exons: 5
Coding region: 236-1336 (366 amino acids)
Source: RefSeq, a predicted model, not a curated record